This is a messenger RNA of Diatraea saccharalis (sugarcane borer), 426 nucleotides long. The record is from the annotation of a GenBank genome assembly. Lineage: Eukaryota; Metazoa; Arthropoda; Insecta; Lepidoptera; Crambidae.
CAGAAGUUCGAGGGCAGGGAAUAUUAAAUCGGCACGUUCGUUUCAGAUCCUGUGGAUGGUUGGUCGCGGCGUGUUGCGACCAGACGCGCGUCGACUGCGACAGGACGCGCCGCAAGCCCUCAAGCGGCUCUACCAGGACUGCGUGCAGUUCCACCGCGACCAGCGGCCGCUGUUCCGGCAGAUACUCGCCUCGCUCGAGUCCAUGCUCAGGGCCAUGCCCAAGAUCACCAGAUCAGCGUCGGAGCCGAACGUGAACCGACAGUUGCACGCGUCCGACGACUACCUGACGUACACGUGCGCGUCGCCCAAGACGCCCGUCAACUUUCAGUUCAAUACAGACACUAGCUUCCCGGCGUUUUACGGGUAAGUUAUGAGAAAAAAAAAAUCUAACAAAAAAACAUUCUUCAGCUCCUUUGACACUAAGUU